AUGGCGUCGCAGUCGAGUCUGCAGGAGAUCGGGGAGGCGACGGACGCGGUGUUCGCGAGCCUGCACCUGCGUCCCUUUCUGCUGCGGCUGCCGCUGCCCGCGGGCGAAGCAGCAGCAACAAUCCGCGGCAUUUGCGAAAAAGUCACCAAGAACAAGUCCGCCUCCCACACGCGUUCGAACCCCCUCGACGCCGCCACGGAGCAGCCCGACGCUGCGCGCGCGGAGCAGCAGGUCGAGGGGCUUCGCCAGAUGCUCUCGAGCCAGAGCGUGGCGGGCUUCGUUCUCGUGCUCGUCGAGGCCCCCCAGGGGCCCCUGGGGGGCCCCCAGGGGCCCCUCAAGGGCCCCCAGGGGCCCCACUACUGCCCCGUCGCCGGCGGCAUCGUCGAGGUCGUCGACCCCGUCGAGCGCUCCGUACGCGCCAUCUGGUGCCGGCGCUCGCUGCCCGCGGAGGUGUCGGAGGUGAUAAUGCGGACUCUGUCUCUGCGGCUGUUUGCCUACGGGUUCGCGUCGAGCCAGCAAAUGGUGCCGAGCUCUUUGAACAAAGACUCUCUGUCGCCUUCGAAGACCCCCGUGGCCAACCGCCUCAUCAGCUGCACGCAAGAAAGCAUGUUUUUGUUUCCUCGAGACGCCACGGCGUUCAUGAAGACGCAGCUUUGCAUGUCCAGACACUGGGAAACGCCGCUCGACGGCGGCAGCCACAUCGACCACCCCAAGGCGCCCUGCCGCUGCAGCAGCGUGCGAAACGUCGCGGGCGCGUGGCAAUUUUCAGGAAUCAGUUUGUCCCGCUUCGUGAAUUACUGGCGGAACCACGGGCGAGUGGCGCUGCUCGAGGUGCCCAGCUCGGCGCUGGGCUACUUCGCGCUGCACGACAGGCCGGGCCAGGGACUUGAGAGCGGCGCCAAGCGCCAGCGCCGGCGCGCCGCGGAGGCCGUCAAGACGGAGGAGGCCCCGCGGACUCCGCCGCAGGGCGGGGCCGCUGGCGCGGCCGCAGCCAAGGAGCUGCAGCAGCAGCAGCUGCAGCAGCAGCCCGCCUCCGAGGCCGGCGAAGUCAUUGCAGCUUCCUCGCGGCGCGGGCUGCGCCGCGAGUGCUCCAUCCCCCCUCUGAGCCACCACGGCGGCGCGCAGCGAAGGCAGGCCAAGGCCGCGAGGAUGGGCGCCGCCGCGGGACCCCCAGCCAGGGGGGCCCCCCGGCCCGCAGAGGGGGCCCCCCCACCAGCCGGCCAGCAGCAGCUGCCGCGGCACAGACAGCCCGCGCUGCCCUCGCGACCCACGGCGCGAGCCAACGGCCCCAAGGGCCUGCGCUGUGCAGGCGUGGCGACAGACAAUUUACGGGCGCGGCGGACGCGGUAG
Eimeria tenella is the source of this 1350-nucleotide messenger RNA. RefSeq lists its product as uncharacterized. NCBI's taxonomy places the organism in Eukaryota, Apicomplexa, Conoidasida, Eucoccidiorida, Eimeriidae. The record is from RefSeq and is a predicted model, not a curated record. The coding region runs from base 1 to 1350 and encodes 449 amino acids. The transcript has 3 exons.